CCUGCCUGUUGCUGUCCAUGCUGUGAACAGCUGAUGCGGUGCUCCAUCCUGUCAGACAGUUUUAAAAUAUACCUUCUUUUGAUUUUUACAAGCGUGUAACUCGACAUGACGAAGGAAGGAGUUCAGGGUGCGACGGAGGAGGAGCAGCAGGCUCAGUCAAAGAAAGCCCUAAAAAAGCAGCAGAAGGAAGCAGAGAAAGCUGCUAAGAAGGCUGAGAAACAGGCCAAGUUGGCUGGUGAGCAACAAAGCACAGAAGAAGAUGACUUCGCCAAGGACCGGUAUGGUGUGUCAGCUCUGGUCCAGUCACAACAAAAACUUGACAGGGUGUUGGUYCGGGUCCAAGACCUUACUCCUGAGAAAGCUGACCAGCUGAUCUGGUUGCGUGCCCGGAUUCACACCAGCCGAGCCAAAGGAAAGCAAUGCUUCUUGGUCUUGCGUCAGCAGCAGUUCAACGUGCAAGCGCUGGUCGCAGUGGGGGAUCGUGCCAGCAAGCAGAUGGUCAAGUUUGCCGCAAACAUCACCAAGGAGAGCAUUGUAGACGUGGAGGCAGUGGUGAGGAAAGUGGAGCAGAAGAUCGAGAGCUGUUCACAGCAGGACGUGGAGCUCCACAUUGAAAGGAUUUUUGUCAUCAGCCAGGCAGAGGCACGUCUUCCCCUGCAGCUGGAGGAUGCUGUCAGGCCUGAUGGAGAGGGGGAGGAGGAAGGAAGAGCCACCGUUAACCAGGACACCAGGCUGGACAACAGGGUGAUUGAUCUCAGGACGACCACCAGCCAGGCUGUCUUUYGCCUGCAGUCUGGCGUGUGCCAGCUUUUCAGAGACACCCUCACCAAGAAGGGUUUUGUGGAGAUUCAGACCCCUAAAAUAAUAUCAGCUGCCAGUGAAGGUGGUGCAAACGUUUUCACCGUGUCCUACUUCAAAACCAGCGCCUACCUGGCCCAGUCCCCUCAGCUCUACAAGCAGAUGUGCAUCUGUGCUGACUUUGACAAGGUCUUCUGCGUGGGUCCAGUUUUCAGGGCCGAGGACUCCAACACCCACCGUCACCUGACGGAGUUUGUGGGUCUGGAUAUCGAGAUGGCCUUCAACUACCAUUACCACGAAGUGAUCGACUCCAUCACCGACACCAUGGUGCAGAUAUUCAAGGGCUUGAGAGACAACUUCCAGACAGAGAUUCAGACGGUCAACAAGCAGUUCCCGAGCGAGCCGUUCAAGUUCCUGGAGCCCACCCUUCGGCUGGAGUUCACCGAGGCCGUGGCCAUGCUGCGCGAGGCCGGGGUCGAGAUGGGUGACGAAGAUGACCUCAGUACACCCAAUGAAAAGCUGCUGGGUCGUCUUGUCAAGGAAAAGUAUGAUACUGAUUUCUACGURCUGGAUAAGUACCCACUGGCUGUCAGACCCUUUUACACGAUGCCUGAUCCCAACAACCCUAAAUACUCCAAUUCUUAUGACAUGUUCAUGAGGGGAGAGGAGAUUCUGUCUGGAGCUCAGAGAGUCCACGAUCCUGAGCUGCUGACUGAAAGGGCUCUGCAUCACCAGAUUGAUCUGGAGAAGAUUAAGUCGUACAUCGACUCCUUCCGAUAUGGAGCCCCCCCACAUGGAGGUGGAGGCAUUGGCCUUGAGAGAGUCUGCAUGCUGUACCUCGGCCUCCACAACGUGCGUCAGACCUCCAUGUUCCCACGCGACCCCAAACGCCUCACACCUUGAACUCAACACUGUGGGGAUGAACACAGCCCCCCCCGCCGGACUAACACAGACACACGCCGUUGAUGCUACUAAUCCACAGUCCAGAAAGGGAACAAGUGUAGAAGAUCGUGACACUUUUCUGCCUCUAACACGCCACAAAAAGCUAAUUAUUAAGAAGAAUGAAGUUAUCAGUGUGGGGGGAGGCGGGGGACUUUAUUGAUUUGUGUUCAUAGUUUUCUAACAACUAUUAAAAACAAGAUGCAAUAAACAUAAA
Molecule: messenger RNA, 1954 nt
Organism: Austrofundulus limnaeus
Lineage: Eukaryota; Metazoa; Chordata; Actinopteri; Cyprinodontiformes; Rivulidae
Gene: dars1
Product: aspartyl-tRNA synthetase 1
Exons: 18
Coding region: 106-1701 (531 amino acids)
Biological process (GO): aspartyl-tRNA aminoacylation
Cellular component (GO): aminoacyl-tRNA synthetase multienzyme complex; cytosol; cytoplasm
Molecular function (GO): RNA binding; ATP binding; aspartate-tRNA ligase activity
Source: RefSeq, a predicted model, not a curated record